AUGCGUGUCUCUGGACUUCUCGCUUUGGCGCUCGCUGUCAUCCCUGGUGUUUUCGGCAAGUCGGUCAUCAUUUACUUCGACGACAACAACACUCCCGAUUCCAUUGUCGAUCAGGCGAAGAAGGACAUUGUCAGUGCUGGUGGCAAAAUCACCCACGUAUACUCCAUCCUCAAGGGCUUUGCUGCCGACGCGCCAGAGGAAGCGCUGCAAUCUGUGCAGACCUGGGGCAACGAGCACAAGAUGCGUGUUGAAGAAGACCAGGAGGUUUCUAUCAACAGCUAA
Molecule: messenger RNA, 282 nt
Organism: Emericellopsis cladophorae
Lineage: Eukaryota; Fungi; Ascomycota; Sordariomycetes; Hypocreales; Bionectriaceae
Exons: 2
Coding region: 1-282 (93 amino acids)
Biological process (GO): vacuole fusion, non-autophagic
Molecular function (GO): endopeptidase inhibitor activity
Source: RefSeq, a predicted model, not a curated record